This is a messenger RNA of Aaosphaeria arxii CBS 175.79, 2206 nucleotides long. Its product is annotated as amidase. The record is from RefSeq and is a predicted model, not a curated record. NCBI's taxonomy places the organism in Eukaryota, Fungi, Ascomycota, Dothideomycetes, Pleosporales. The transcript has a single exon. Bases 361 to 1989 code for a protein of 542 amino acids.
GUCAAGAGCACCAAUGCCUACCUACCAUGUAGGUAGCCAACCAUAACCAAGCUAGAGACUCGUAGGUAGUAAAAUUUCCAUGGACCAAGUCAAGUUGUAUCUACCAACUCAGAAAAUUUCCCAUCAUUGCUGUAAUACACCACCUGUCAUGUUGCUGCCGGAUUCGCUGAAGGGUCACAGCCUAUCAACUAGCCGCUUUCCAAACACCUACCUACCCCCACCAUGUGAAGUGCUGUCUUGAUCUGACCUCUGCCCAGGACAUCUCCCAUCACUCUAGCAAACACCAAGGCAGACCGAUCAUCACCACUCAACGAGCGAGAUUUGGCUGCGGCUGUGACAGUGUUUUAUGCAUUAUUGAAGAUGCCACCAAAGAAGCCUUCCAAUAAGAGAAGCUGGCAGGCCAUCGCCAGUGAAGCCCAAGCUCAUCGUGACUCGACCAUUGCUGAGCUUUCUCCAUCUGUACCGGGCCUCCCAGAAAAACUUCCAAAAGAUGUGACUUCAUUGCCAAAAAGAUUACUGGACGAGACCACAAUCUCCAUAACCGACUUGCCUCCUGACAGGCUACUGGACUCCCUUGCAUCGGGACACCUCUCUGCUGUAACUGUGACCAAGGCUUAUCUUCAGCGCGCAGCCGUGUCACAGGGAUUGGUGAACUGCCUUACGGAACUGCUUCCUAGAUUGGCCUUGCAACGAGCAGGAGAGCUCGACGUCUAUCUCAAGGAACAUGGCAAGCCGAUCGGGCCGCUACAUGGCCUCCCUAUCAGCGUGAAGGAGCAUAUUGGUUUCAAAGGCUUGAGAUGCUCCACAGGAUACAUUGGUCUCUGGGACAAUAUCGCUAAGGAGGAUGCCCAUAUUUUGCAGCUGUUGAACGCUGCUGGCGCGGUGUUUCAUUGCCGAACGACAAUCCCACAGACCAUGAUGCACUUAGAAACAGAUUCGAACCUUUAUGGAGUCACGGUCAAUCCGUACAAUGUUAAUCUCACUUCAGGCGGCUCGUCAGGAGGCGAAGGUGCACUCGUUGCACUUCACGGGUCAUGUCUUGGCAUAGGCAGCGAUGUGGGCGGUAGUAUUCGCAGUCCCGCUGCCAACUGUGGGAUAUAUGGGUUUAAGCCCACAGCUUUCCGAAUCCCCACGGACGGAUGGGGAUAUAUGAUGGCAGGCGCUGAUACCGUGGAGUCUGUUCUAGGACCCUUGUCUACUACGGUGUCUGGUCUGCACCUUUUCAUGAAGACCAUCAUCGAUGCAGAACCCUGGCGAACAGAGCCUGCGUUGAUACCGCUACCGUGGAGGGAAAUUAUUCUCACAGAAAAGCUCAAGAUUGGAGUUUUGUGGCAUGACGAUGUGGUCAAACCUCACCCACCAAUCACUCGUGCACUGCGUCAGGUGGCAGACCGGCUCCGAGGGAUUAACGUCGAAGUGGUCGACUUCCCAGCUCGGUUACACGAUGAGGCAUGGGCCAUAUUGGCGUCUCUGUACUAUACUGACGGAGGUGAGUAUGAUACUGAAACCAUCGAUUCUGCCGGUGAACCCUGGCGACCGCUCUCUACUUGGAUGCUUAAGGAGAAUCCAUGUGUUCAGAAGCUUACAGUUGGCGAACUAACCUAUUGGCUCGAGGAGCGUGAGGCUUAUCGCAAGGAAUACGCCAUCCAUUGGAACAACCUUGAUGUCGAUGCCAUUCUCUGUCCAGUUGGGCCUGGAGUAGCACCAAAGCAUAACACCGCCAAAUAUUGGUGGUAUACCAGCCAAUGGAAUCUUCUUGAUUAUCCAGGCGCUGUAUUUCCGGUGACCAAGGUAAACAAGGAGAUCGAUAAACCUGAAGGGAGAGGGAAGUUCCUCAGUGACCUUGACGAGGCUAAUUCAAAGCUGUAUGAUCCUCAGGAAUUCCAUGGGUUGCCAAUUAGCUUGCAGCUGGUUGGAAGACGGUUCGAGGAUGAAAAGGUUCUAAAGAUUCUCGAGUACAUCACUCAUAGAAUCAGUUUACCGUGUUGAAAGUCUGCUGGGUUCCGUGAAAGUAGUUCUCAUCGUAGGAGGACUGUCUCAUCACGGUCUCCCGAUUGGGAGAAGCUCCUUGGCAUACUUUCCACUCCUACCCAUUGCAGAGUCAACGGCUACCUAGACAUCCCUUCACCAUGUCCCGUAUCUGCCAUUAUAUUACAAGUAUAAUUCGCCAUAACCUCUCAGCCAUUGACCUCUGAUGUGUGGACAA